Molecule: messenger RNA, 4087 nt
Organism: Gorilla gorilla gorilla (western lowland gorilla)
Lineage: Eukaryota; Metazoa; Chordata; Mammalia; Primates; Hominidae
Product: tripartite motif-containing protein 49C
Exons: 7
Coding region: 2580-3914 (444 amino acids)
Molecular function (GO): zinc ion binding; protein binding
Source: RefSeq, a predicted model, not a curated record
AUACAAAGAUUUUCCAAUGAGUUUUAGAACCCAGAUGAACAAAAGAGUCUAUUACCAGAUUCUCAAAAAUAGAUGUGUAAUUCAACAGAAAACUUUGUGGUAGAGGUAGGUUUCAGAUGCUAGAAUGAAAACAGUCUCAUGUACAAAAAAGUAUCUUUUUUAUUAAAAGGAGAAGCACUGGGAAAUAAGGAAAUAUUCCAAAUUGGCUGGAGUGUCCUUUAUCCACAUGACGGAUUGUUCUUGCCUAUACCCACCUCUACUCUCUCUUCUGGAUUGGGUAGGACUUUUGGAACCUACAAAAUGCCAACUCUAAAGAGAAUUACUUUCUUAUAUUUGUUUCGUGGUCUGAGACUCAAGUAGGAAAAUAGGUUGUUUCCUUGAUAAUGCCACAGUAGACAGAGGUAGGUCUGUAACUGAAAGCUCCUAAUUUCCAGUGCUCUAGGCUUCAACUGCCUAAAGCUGAGUGUUUGAAUAAGUGAAUGAUGUGGUGCAAAAAGUGGUUGAAAUAAAAUCAGAAGCUACCUACCUUCCUUUCUCUCCUUGCCCUAAUUCCUUCCUGAUACACAGCAUCAUCAGACCUUGUAAUGGAGUACCAGGGCCCCGCCACGGAGCUCCAGAAUUUAAGCAGAGAAUGUCCACAGGAUCAAGUCCAUGACCGAGGGUUUCACAAGUUUCCCACUCUGGAGUCCAGGACUGAGCCAAGAGGGCCCCCACACACAACCAGCACAGAUCUUACUUCUGUGUGGACACUUUGGUUAAUUACUUAGAUUUAUUGAGGUACAGAAUGUGCAUACAGGGUGGUCAGUCAGUUGGUGGUCUUGGACAGUAAACUGACAAUAGAACAAGAAAAUCUAUUGUUCAAUUCCUUGUAUUUAAUUAAAUAUAAACUCUGGAUGAUUUUAUGAUGUGUCAACUUGAGUACAUGUAUGUACAAAGAGGGAAAUGAGGGCAGUAGCCAUUUUGUGGCAUAGACAUACCUUAUUAUUCUUCAGUGAAACACUUACUUAGGACCUGCUGGAAAGGCAUUUUGCAGAUGCGAGCAAAGGUCCUAAUCCUGUAACUAGGAAGUGUACCCAAGUAAGCCUGACUUCAUCAGUGAAAGUCCUUUAAAGAAACACAUAGGCAUUCCUUGAACAACAUUUUAAACGGCAAAUGGGACUCUAAUCUUCCAGUUGCCCCCUAUUGACUUUAAACCAAAGCUUUGAUUCAUGACCACUGGGAUCCAGCCAGCGGGGGAUUUCUUUUCCUGAUGGACUGUACCCAGGAUCUCACAUUUGCUUAAGCAGCCCCCACAAUUGGGUAAGUCAAGUCUUUGCACUUAAUUCAUAUGUGAAUCUCCCUAACUAUACAUAUAUCUUAUGGGUUCUGCUUUUGUCUUUGAACCUGGACAGACCUGGGUCUGAUAGAUUUGUCUUCACUGUUUUGACAGUCUUGACCAUAAGUCUUCUGGACCAUCGGCAAAGAAUUCCUCUAUCAGAAGGUAUUUGAGUAGUCCCUUCUGAAAUCUCUUUUUUAAAAAAAUAAUUUUCAUAUAACAACAAAAAGACUUGGUAUAGAAAGAAAAAUAUAGUCCAUCUCUAUCAUUUGGAUUCUGUAUUUGUGAAUUUGCCUAUAUCCUAAAAGUUAUGUGUAAUCCCCAAAACAAUUCCCGUGGUGCACUCCUAGUCAUUGUAGGACAUCAUGCACUAUAUGGAGAAAAACGUUAAAAUAAUAACUCAUCUUUCACCCAUGAGACUGGUGAAGUUUUGUAAAUUCAAUGAGAGACCCCAGGUUAGUGGGUUUAUUUGGUUAAUCAGUGAUUUCUCUUAGAGUGGUAGAAAACAGAAAACAAAAAGGAAAGUUUUAUCUUCCAUUGGACUUCUCUGGAAAUAUCCUAUAAGUGUACUACAGCAGCAUUGAAGCUGGAUGAGGUGGUUUAUACCUGUACUCUUAGCACUUUGGAAGGCCGAGACCAGAGGACCACUUGAAGCCAGGAGUUGGAGAACAGCAUGGGCUACAGAGUCAUACACUGACUUUACCAAAAAUUUCAACAAAAAAAAUUAGCCAGGUGAUAUAGUGUGAGCCUAAAGUCUUAGCUACUUGGAAGGCUGAAGCAGGAGGAUUACUUGGAAUUCAAGGCUGCAGGGAGCUAUGAUUAUGCUACUGCACUCCAGAAGGAGACCCUUUCUCUAGAAUAAAUAAAUGUGCACUUAGAGGAAUGCCUGUAUCAUGGAAGAAACUCAAUAAACAGUAUAAAAUGCAUCUUAGUUAAUUUCUAGCCUAUGUAUGCUCUGACAGGAUUUAUGUUACAUAUGAUUCAUUCAGGCACUGGUGUUCAGAAUGAAAGUGUGAUGAUAAUUUAAUCAGAGCUGCAAAGGUGUGUUCUAAAUACUGCAUAAACCUAAUCAUCUUUGUCUCCACCUUUCUGAAUGCUCUAAAUACCCAUAAAGAGGUGGGUGUGGUCAUCACAGAUUCUUAUAAAAGGACACAGAAGAGACAAGCUCAGUUUUCUCUGAAGGAGAAGGACUGCACUUAGAACUGUAUUUUGGCGACCUCUGAAAUUCAGUACUGCAGUGAAUGAGCUUCUGACCUUGAGAAACAUGAAUUCUGGAAUCUUACAGGUCUUUCAGAGGGAACUCAUCUGCCCCAUGUGCAUGAACUACUUCGUAGACCCGGUCACCACAGACUGUGGGCACAGCUUUUGCAGGCCUUGUUUCUACCUCAACUGGCAAGACAUUCCAUUUCUUGUCCAGUGCUCUGAAUGCACAAAGUCAACAGAGCAGAUAAACCUCCAAACCGACAUUCAUUUGAAGAAGAUGGCUUCUCUUGCCAGAAAAGUCAGUCUCUGGCUAUUCCUGAGCUCUGAGGAGCAAAUGUGUGGCACUCACAGGGAGACAAAGAAGAUGUUCUGUGAAGUGGACAGGAGCCUGCUCUGUUUGCUGUGCUCCAGCUCUCAGGAGCACCGGUAUCACAGACACCGUCCCAUUGAGUGGGCUGCUGAGGAACACCGGGAGAAGCUUUUACAGAAAAUGCAGUCUUUGUGGGAAAAAGCUUGUGAAAAUCACAGAAACCUGAAUGUGGAAACCACCAGAACCAGAUGCUGGAAGGAUUAUGUGAAUUUAAGGCUAGAAGCAAUUAGAGCUGAGUAUCAGAAGAUGCCUGCAUUUCAUCAUGAAGAAGAAAAACAUAAUUUGGAGAUGCUGAAAAAGAAGGGGAAAGAAAUCUUUCAUCGACUUCAUUUAAGUAAAGCCAAAAUGGCUCAUAGGAUGGAGAUUUUAAGAGGAAUGUAUGAGGAGCUGAACGAAAUGUGCCAUAAACCAGAUGUGGAGCUACUUCAGGCUUUUGGAGACAUAUUACACAGGAGUGAGUCCGUGCUGCUGCACAUGCCCCAGCCUCUGAAUCCAGAGCUCAGUGCAGGGCCCAUCACUGGACUGAGGGACAGGCUCAACCAAUCCCGAGAAGCCAACAGUGAUAUCUUUCUAUAUGAAAUUUUGAGAAGCAUGUGUAUUGGAUGUGACCAUCAAGAUGUACCCCAUUUCACUGCAACACCUAGAAGUUUUCUUGCAUGGGGUGUUCAGACUUUCACCUCCGGCAAAUAUUACUGGGAGGUCCAUGUAGGGGACUCCUGGAAUUGGGCUUUUGGUGUCUGUAAUAUGUAUUGGAAAGAGAAGAAUCAGAAUGAGAAGAUAGAUGGAGAGGAGGGACUCUUUCUUCUUGGGUGUAUUAAGAGUGACAUUCAAUCCAGUCUCUUUACCACCUCCCCACUUAUGCUGCAAUAUAUCCCAAAACCUACCACCCGAGUAGGAUUAUUCCUGGAUUGUGAGGCUAAGACUGUGAGCUUUGUUGAUGUUAAUCAAAGCUCCCUAAUAUACACCAUCCCUAAUUGCUCUUUCUCACCUCCUCUCAGGCCUAUCUUUUGCUGUAUUCACUUCUGACCAGAGACAAAUCAGAAAUGUGUUCACAUGCUGUGGGAACCCCUUUAUCCCAGGAAGUCCUCUUCCUUGUGCCUUAACAUACAGCAAAAAUAGGCUCUAUUUUAUGUCUUGAAUUGCCUUCUAAUGUUAUCAAAACUCAUUUAUUGUGUUACUAUUAAAUAUGCUGAAAACGC